AUGGCCAAUCCACUGUUUUGGCUGACUAGGAAGGUGUUUCCCUUUAAAGUGAGCAAAUGGAUGGGUCUCUCUUACUUCCGGUCACUGAUAGUUUCCUCACCCAGCAUCCGCCAGAAGAAACUAAUCCACAAGCUUAAGCAGGAAAAAGCUUUUCGGGAAGAGAUGAAAAAUUUUCGUGAGAAAGUAGAAGAUUUCAGGGGGGAGAUGUGGAAUUUUCGAAGCAAGAUUUGUGCCUUCCGGGGCCAGAUCUUGGGCUUUUGGGAAGAUGAGAGGCCUUUCUGGGAUGAGGAGAAACUCUUCUGGAAAGAGGAAAAAGCUUUCUGGGAGAGGGAAAAAUCUUUUCGAGAAGAAGAGAAAAACUUUUGGAAAAAGUACCGCGUCUUUUGGAAGGAGGAUAAGGCCUUCUGGAAGGAGGAUAAUGCAUUGUGGGAAAGAGACCGGAACCUUCUUCAGGAGGACAAGGCCCUUUGGGAGGAAGAGAAGGCGCUGUGGGUGGAGGAAAGGGCCCUUCUCGAAGAGGAAAAGGCCCUGUGGGAAGAUAAAAAGGCUCUGUGGGAGGAAGAGAAUGCUCUCUGGGAAGAGGAGAAGGCAUUCUGGGUAGAGGAUGGAGGCUACCCGGCUGAGGAGCAGGUGCCAGGAAACGGGCACUACCACGUCAACGAAGAGCCCCAGUCACCAGCCUUCUCCAGAGCCAGGGCAUGA
Molecule: messenger RNA, 702 nt
Organism: Sorex araneus (European shrew)
Lineage: Eukaryota; Metazoa; Chordata; Mammalia; Eulipotyphla; Soricidae
Gene: CCDC70
Product: coiled-coil domain containing 70
Exons: 1
Coding region: 1-702 (233 amino acids)
Source: RefSeq, a predicted model, not a curated record